Messenger RNA from Schistocerca piceifrons (Central American locust), 3547 nucleotides. RefSeq names its product facilitated trehalose transporter Tret1-like. The transcript has 5 exons. Gene Ontology annotation, cellular component: membrane. Bases 145 to 1608 code for a protein of 487 amino acids. Gene Ontology annotation, biological process: carbohydrate transport; transmembrane transport. The record is from RefSeq and is a predicted model, not a curated record. Lineage: Eukaryota; Metazoa; Arthropoda; Insecta; Orthoptera; Acrididae. Gene Ontology annotation, molecular function: sugar transmembrane transporter activity.
AGCUGAUCCGUGCUGCUCUGCGCCUGGCGAUAAGCCGCAGGCGGUCUGCCAAGUCGCGAGGUCUCGAGGCGGCGGCAGCGAACACAACCAGCCGCGUCUGCAUCUACAGGUUCUCAGGAGCGCCGGCAACGCAGGCAGUACAUCAUGACCAUUUCUGUCGAGCUGGAGAUGAAGCCGCCUCCUGAACAUGCAGCUGAAGGAAGCCGAAGAGCCAGCAGACUGAGGCAGCACCUGGCCGCCAUUGCCAUGAGCAUCGGGGCGCUGGGCACCGGCACGACACUGGGCUGGACCAGCGUGGCCAUCCCGGAGCUGCAGUGCGGCUACGCGUCUGCGGCCGGAGCGCAGUGCUACCAGUCGUGGCAGCUGGCCUGGGUCUCGGGCUGCAUGUCGCUGGGGGCGCUGGCGUUCUCGCUGCCCGUGGGGCGGCUGGCUGACGUGCUGGGCCGCAAGCGGGCCGGGCUCUGCCUGGGCCCCCUCUUCCUGGCCGGCUGGGCCUUCCUCAUCUGGGGAGACUCGCUGGCAUUGCUGUGCGUGGGCCGCCUGCUGACCGGAGCUGCGGGCGGAGCCUUCAACGUGCUGGCGCCGGUGUACAUCGCCGAGGUGGCCCAGAAGGAAGUCCGGGGAGCACUGUGCGGCUACUUCCAGCUGCUGCUCACCGUCGGCACCCUCUACGUCUACGUGCUGGGUGCGGUGACCGGCCUGUUCUGGACCUCCGUGGGCUGCGCCGUGGUGCCCGCGGUCUUCCUGGUGGCACUCUCGCUGGUGCCCGAGACUCCCCCCUACCUGCUGCAGGGAGGCCGGGAGGACGAGGCCCGGGCGGCCCUCAGCUGGCUGAGGGGACCGCGCUGGGACGUGGAGGCGGAGCUGGCCGAGGCGAGGGCGGCUCUGGAGGAGGACUCCGGGAACGGGAGGUCCGGGUCCCUCCGGGAGGGGCUGAGCACCCCUGCUGCCGGUCGGGGAAUCGUCGCGGGGCUGGGGCUCGUCACGUGCUUCCAGCUCUGUGGCAUCAACGCUGUGCUUUUCUACGCGUCCGAUAUCUUCCUGAGAGCGUCGGGCGGAGCCCUGGAGGCGGAUACGUCUGCCGUGGUGGUGGGCGCCAUGCAGGUGGGGGCGACGCUGGUGGCGUCACUGGUGGUGGACCGCGCGGGCCGCAGGCCGCUGCUCGUGGCGUCCGCCGCAGUGGUGGGGCUGUGCGCUCUGCUCCUGGGAGCCUACUUCCAGCUGGACUCCAGUGGCGAGGCCGAGGGCCUGGACUGGCUGCCCCUCGCCAGCCUCUGCCUGUUCGUGGUGGCCUUCUCGCUGGGGCUCGGGCCCGUCACCUGGGUGCUGCUCGGAGAGCUGUACGCCCCCGAGGUGCGCGCCUUUGCGGGCUCCCUCUGCUGCCUCGUCAGCUGGACCUUCUCCUUCCUGGUCACCACCUUCUUCAGCGAGCUCAGCUCCGCCGUCGGCGUCCAGGGAACCUUCUGGAUCUUCGGCUCCGUGGCAGUCGCCGGCGCCCUGUUCGUGUUCUUCGUGGUUCCCGAGACGAAGGACCGGUCGCUGGAGGAGGUGCAGAGGCAGCUGUCUGGCGGGGCCCGAGUAUGGAGUUUGUCCUGCACCUGCAGAUGAGCCUCCUCACCUAGACAAAUCUGGAUGUUACAGUGAUCACCAUUCCUCUGGAUGAACCCACAUUCGUACACGAAUCAGCGAAUGGUAGUAACACGGUCUCACUUUUUCUAACAUCAGACAUUCACUUGAUCACUUGGAACAAUCUAUUGGACCACAACAGGAACCCAGGCCUUCAUCUGCCACCAGUAAUGCUCUUCCAACUGAGCCACUACCUUUUUUCCAUAAAAUGAUACAAGUUUCCAGCUCAUGGACUUUAUCACAUUCAUUAGCUGAUUUAAAUAGUGCUCCAGAUCACGAUUCAUGACUUUUCUCAAGUACAGCAGUUACCAUAUACGUACCAUACACUUACAUACCAUCCUGUAUGUCUUGUUGGACCCGCUACAGUUGCAGGUUCGAAUCCGGCCUCGGGCAUGGAUGUGUGUGAUGUCCUUAGGUUAGUUAGGUUUAAGUAGUUCUAUGUUCUAGGGGACUGAUGACCUCAUAUGUUGAGUCCCAUACUGCUCAGAGCCAUUUUGAACGUUAUUGGACCAACACUUCUGGAACAACCGAAUUAGCAUAAAAUGGCUUGACCAUUGUAUAAUGACUGUCGCCAUAGUCGAAUUGAGAAUACAUAACUAAACUGUUCCCAUAUAACUCAUCCCCUCUCCCCUUUCUUCCCCUCUCCAAACCUAUACAAUUCCCUUCCACACCUGAAGAUGUAAAAUGCCUGACCACUAUCCAACAAAUUUGGUGGACUUCCCUCUAGUUUACCUUGUCGGCCGGCCAGUGUGGCCAAGCGGUUCUAGGCGCUUCAGUCUGGGGAUGUGUGUCAUGUCCUUAGGUUAGUUAGGCUUAAGUAGCUCUAAUUUCUAGGGGACUGAUGACCUCAAAUGUUAAGUCCCAUAGUGCUCAGAGCCAUUUGACCAUUUUUUACCUUAUCGCCUGUUCCAUACACCACCUUGAUCUCUUAGCCACCUGCUGUUCCAACCCAGUACGCUUCUGUGUGAAUAAAAUGGUCCCUGGUGUAAGCUACUAAUGAAAUAUUGUUUCCAGCUGAAUGGUAUUGUCGAGAUAAUCUGACACGCCACACUCAUAACUUUCUGAUAUAGUGACUUUGCCUGAAAAUGGUUUGGGCGAGUCUGGGGGAUGUCUCAUGGUAUCUCAACACUGCCAUCCAACUGGAUACCUGAGAGCCAUUCAUCAAGUACACGUCGUUUACAACCAUCUCAGUUCCCUUCCGUAAGCCUUAUCACACUCCCCUUAACCUGAAUACUACUCCCUAACGUUAAGUAAACUACGACACUGCUGAAAUCUCCUUUCCCACAAGACCUCGUGUUUCUGCAAACCACGAUUCUGUUCAUGAGGACACUCAGUGAACACAAACUUCAAAUCCUUGUCCUCAAUGUGACCUUCUUACAGGCUUACAAAGUGAAGACACAGUCCACAAUCUGUGUGUUGAGAUGAAGUUCUCAGUGCUCGACUUAGGUACACCACUGUUCAUCAACAAUCCCUAAAGCAUUCACCAUCUUACCCAAUCACUUUCCUGUAAGCUGUGAAACCUUUUUCCAGUCAUUCUAAUCCUCUUGACUUCCUCACAGGCACAGCUAAGACCUUCCCUAUCUCUAGCACUACCAUCACUCUCAAUGCUCACAGUAACUUCCCCGUGUCAGAAUCAAGUGCUGGUGUCUAAUGACUCUUUCCAUGGUCACACAAUCACUAUCCCACUUUUAACCUAUCAUUACAGCUAAAUCACUGCAGAAAACAUCAUCACUGGAAUCAAGUAUCAAUCGGUCUAUCCGAUUGUCGCUCUAUAGACCCUACCUGGAUGCCUUAAUCCCAAUAGCCUACCUGUUCACAUCCUGUACUACCUCCACAUAUGAUUGUAAACCUAUUGGGAAGCCUUAGGUAUAAAACUUUGAAGCCGAUCAGUACUAUCGUAACAGUCUAAUAGCGUGCCUUU